This is a messenger RNA of Kwoniella botswanensis, 3189 nucleotides long. RefSeq lists its product as uncharacterized. Bases 1 to 3189 code for a protein of 1062 amino acids. Lineage: Eukaryota; Fungi; Basidiomycota; Tremellomycetes; Tremellales; Cryptococcaceae. Gene Ontology annotation, molecular function: 3'-5'-RNA exonuclease activity; RNA binding. The transcript has 2 exons. The record is from RefSeq and is a predicted model, not a curated record.
AUGGCUUCGAUGCGCCUCAGACCGAAUAGAGGUUCAACAAGUCUUCUACGGCGGUCUAUAGUUACUUCAGCUCGACUAGCCGAAUCACAAUUUUCAUCUGACCAAUCUUCACCCUACCCAUCCUCAUCUUCAUCUUCAUCUUCCGAUCCGCAGGUCAGAAACUCUAAAACAUUCGAAUUCCUAUACGGAGCCGACUCGAACUGGCGUAAACCCAAGGUCCCGUCUAAACCACCUACUCCUCCGAAGAAACGACCCAAAGUUGAUCCGGAGGCAUACAAGAAUCUACCCCCGUUGGAAAAUGCCAGUACGAGAGAGAGGUUGAUACAUUUUAGUCUCGCAGAAGGACAGAGUAAUGAGCGAAGGGCAUACUUCGCGAAUGAUAUUGAAGGGGAACUGGGUGAGGAUUGGUCGAAUCUUGAGAUUGUAGAAGGGGAAGUGGGGCUGGAAAGUGGACGGGUAGUGGAAUGUAGGAGAUCUGGACAUAUUACCAUAGGUCUGAUUCUCGCCUCGAUCACACUCUCCGGUCGACCUCGAUUACUCCUCCUUCGAUCGUCCGGGGAGAUUUGGCCAGUAUCAUCCCACGAUGUUCAGUUUGUCAUGCCCACUUCCCUCAUCUCACCAUCGCUCGCCGCACAGUGUUGGUCCCCUGAACUGCUCGAAUCGCUCUCGCAGAUCGAUACCAAGUCAGGUUUAGCCGAAGAGAACGACUCGAUCCAACCUACGCCUGAGAUGUUAUCGGCUAGGAGGAAGGUAGCGAUGAUUCUUAGGAAGGUACACAGGGAGACUGAGAAGAUGUGUGGGAGGCUGAUGGCUGGAUCGUUCAGGCCUGACGAUGGUCAUAGGAAUGGUGGACAGGUAGGAGGUAUAGAAUCGGUUUGGCAAAAUUGGACAACGAAAGAAAGCGGUAAUCAAAGGAAGAGUAUAACGGCUGUUCAAGCUGCAGAAUUCAUCUUAAACCCUUCGGACACAAAAUCGCAAGAGGAGAAGAAGAAGAAGAUCGAAGUCAGGCCCAAUACUUUACCUGCAUAUGCCGCUCAUGUGUUACUGAUGAGACGACCGGAUUUGUUUACGGCUGAUCAAGGUGAUAUGUGGCAAUCUGGUACUUUCAUCGUUAGAUCACGAUCGGAAAGAACACUUUUAGAUAGUGUACAGAAAGGUAUAGAUGGUUCGAUGGAUAUUGGUAAAUCUGGAUCGACGGAUGAAGCAUUGUUGUCAUUUGUAGAAAAAGCUAAAGCGGUAGUUGAAAAAUCACGAAAGCUCAGGGAAGAGAGUCAAGGAAAAGAAUUAACAGAGGUCAAGGAAGAUGGUUUACCAGAAUGGACAGAUAAAGAUAAAGAACACAUAUCAAUUUUAUUGUCGCCCUUGACAGAAACACGUUCAACCCAAACGCCACCUUCACUUCCCCUCGCUUUAUCCAUCGUUCGUCUUAUUUCCCCUUCUUCAGAUGAGGUUGUCGAUAGAGGCACAUUAGCAAGAUUGUUAUCGGAUCUAGGGGUGAUUGUCCCGUGGGAUUCACUGGGAUUAUCGAAAAUCACCGAAUCGGAGAAUCGAUCAAUGAUCAUGUGUUCCAUCCCGACUGGAAUCGUCAAAGGAGAGGAGAAACUGUUGAAAGGGAAUGAAUUAGAUUCGUUGAGAGAAGAUUUCACUUCGCACAAAGUAUUUGUCAUUGACGAUCCAAUUGCUUCCGAACUAGAUGAUGGAAUAUCACUGGAAAGGAUACCGAAUUCGGAUGAUGUAUGGGUACAUAUCCAUAUAGCCGAUCCUACGAUAUUCAUACCUCCUAAUCACCCAUUGGCGAAACAAGCUUCGGUCAGGGGAAGUUCAACGUAUUUACCUGAGGCAAACAAACCACUUUUCCCGCUGGAUGUAAUCAUGAAGGAAUUAUCGCUUGGUGCGGAAGUAUCAGAUAAUAAUGGUGCUCAAGGGACAAUGACUUUUUCUGCCAAGGUGAAUAGGAAAGGUGAAGUUGACGAAACGGAAGUAAGAAUGGGAUGGAUCAAGAAACCAAAAGUGAUAACGUAUCAAGCUGUAGAUCAAGCUCUUGGUUUACCUACUUCCAAAUCUACCAGGCCAUUUGGUGGUCCAGUCAAAUUAUCCGAUACCACCAAGAUGGAUAUUGAACAGUCCGAUUUGGAAGAUCUCAAAACAUUGUAUGAGAUCGCUAAAGCCCAUCGAGCGAGGAGGUACGCUACAGCAGGAUUAGAAUGGAAUUUACCCUCUGCCAGUAUCACACUUUUGAACAAACCUUUCCCACCUCCGACUAAUCUCUUCGACCCAUUGGCUAUACCUUCUACACCUAGAUUGUUUAGUGGCUCUUUGGACAUUGAUUAUCGAGUAUCAUCAUCUAUCAUCGGAGGGACCAAUGCUGCCGGCUUAGUAGCUGAAUAUAUGAUUAUGGCUGGACGGCUCUCAGCUGCAUUCUGUUCUUCACGUAAUAUCCCAGUAAUAUAUCGAGGAUCAUUCGCACCUCGUCCCUUAUCCUCUGAAGUGGGUACGUUGGAAGAUUUAUUGUCUUCACGACAAGAGGGAACAGGUCAAAUUGAUUAUUUCAGAUUGAUGGAUCCUGCGUGGUACAGAACACCAGGAUAUGUCGAUACGAAACCUAUUCCUCAUUGGAUAAUGGGAUUUGACGAUUCUUCUUCUCCCAUUGGAUAUAUCAGAGCCACGUCUCCCUUGAGACGAUUCGAUGAUUUCCUGGUACAUUGGCAGAUCAAAUCAUUCUUAGCACGAGAAGCUAAUAUCGGAAAGAGCCAUUUGGAAAAAGGAUAUAGUAAAGAGGAAGUGAUAGGUCUGAUUAAACGGUCGGAUGAAGGUUUGAAAAGAGCCAAGAGAGCUGGUAUAAAUGCGAAUAAGUACUGGCAGGCCAGGGUAAUACAGAAGUACCUACAAUCGAAAGAGAAACGGAAUGGUAAAUUGAGAUUACCUCAAGGAUGGGAAAUCAAGGAUGAUGAGAAAAUACCUGAAGAUGGAAUUUUCACAGCGAAAAUUGCGGGAUCGACUGAUUCUGUGCCAUCGUUGAAUGGUGAAGCAACGCCUAUAAUCAUUGAACAAUUGGGAUUACAAGCUUUCUUGAAUCAUAGAGUUCUAGGGGGUAAGGAAGGAUGGAAAAUUGGUGAAGAAGUGAAAUGUAAGAUUAGAGAUGUUCAGGAUUGGCCUAAUCCAAUGAUCAAUUUUGAUCUUGUAGAUUAA